Molecule: messenger RNA, 3298 nt
Organism: Macrosteles quadrilineatus (aster leafhopper)
Lineage: Eukaryota; Metazoa; Arthropoda; Insecta; Hemiptera; Cicadellidae
Exons: 5
Coding region: 276-1259 (327 amino acids)
Source: RefSeq, a predicted model, not a curated record
GGCGGGUGCGACGCCGGCACUGAGGUUUUCUAAUAAUAGAAACCUAGCUCGCUAGUCGCUUCAAACAAAAACGGUGCAUUAAACUAAACUUUUCUUUUAUCGGCGUUGCCAUAGGAAACUAAGCUAUUUACCCAUCAUAAUAACCUAAAACCAAAUAAUAUUGUGGUUGGGAUUUAAUCAAGGUUAAAAUUUGAGUCAGCUGAUUUGCCGAAGCCAGUUAUCGAUCGAUACUACAAGCUAGUGGAUAUGUGGUAAGGACGCCGAAGUGAAAUAUAAUGAUUUUCGACGAUUUGCACAAGCUUUUCCUUUACCAAAAGCUGAAUUUGGGAUUCGAGUGCCAGUUGUGCAAGCAGAAGUUUUACAAUAGAAACGAGCAUUUGGAACAUUCGAGGAUCUGUCAAAAAGUUCCGGAUCUAAAAUGUACAAAAUGUGGGAAGACGUUUGGCCAUGUUCGUAUUCUCCAGCUUCACAUGCAGUUUCACAAUGUGAGCGAGUCUUUGGGGCAUCAGUCACCUGAGAAAGAGUCAACAACUGUCAGUGAAACUACAACACUAUCAGACAAUGGCAGUGGCAGCAGUGAACUCAAAGCUAAUAGUAAACACAUUCGAGAAGAGAUCAAAACAGAUGUGAAAACUAUUAACAAAACCACUGCAACUUCUACCAGUUGUGUAGGAAGCGUUGAUGGUAAAAAUAGCAUGUCUAACUCUUUUAAAAUAUUAGAACUCAGUGAACCAAAGAAAAAGUCUAGUCCAAGAACAAAAGUAAAGCCAAAACCAGCGAAAAAGCAAGUUGGCCUAACAAAGAUCAGGAUGGAGGAUUGUUUGCGAUGUGAUGCUUGCUCUUGCAUUUAUAUUGACGAGAAAGAUUAUUACAAACACAUGAGGAACUUUCAUCAUAAAGAUGUGAAUAAAACACCAACCAAGCAACAGAGAUCCAAGAGGAAGUGUCAGUCGUGUUGUAAGCAGUGCCGAGGCUCGCACUGUCUUCCUGUCAAACGUCCCCGAGCCACACAACCAUCAAGCAACCUCAUAUUUAGGUUCAGCAUGAAGGACAAUAUCAAGAAUCGAUGGAGCAAAAUGUUAUCACAACAGCUGACUGAAAGUUCACUGGCAGGUUCAACACCUGGACUUUGUGAACCGGAACUGGUCAACAUCAAAUCAGAUCUGGACAGAAUCAAACAAGAACCUGAGCCUGACCUGAGCUACCUUCUGAGUCAGGUAGAGGUGAAAAUCAAGACUGAACCUCCAGACGAUUAUUGACAAAAUUUUAGUUUAUCGAAUCUUAUAUUCAAGGAACCAAAGAUUUCAUUUCCUUAUGAGUGUAUUCAUAGACGCAGACUGCUCCUCCAGGGGCAGUCUGCUCCACUUCUAGGGAAAUAGUAACAUUAAAUUACCAUAAAGACAAGAGGAGAGCGUAAUCAGCUAUCUAUAUCUGAUGCUGGGAAAACCCAACUUAAGGAUUAAAGAACAUAAAUCAUUUAGCUAAAGGAUCAACUAUUGUAUUAAUAAAGAGGUAUCGGCGGAUAAACUCUUAAAAAGUCAUUCCUUGGUAUCAGGAAAUAUAAUUUACAACUCUUUUUGGAAAAUACAAACUUUUUGAGUCCGUCUAAUCCAAACUAAUAAGACCGAACACUGUUUGGAUUGGCCGAAAUAAUUUAAAUAAGGUUGAACCUCAAUUACUCCUACAGUACAGUAGAACCCUGGGUGAUUUGGGAGAGGGAGAUCACGAAUAAUCAAAACCAGGAUAAAUCCAACAUGGAAAAAACAUAUAACAAAACAAACAACUCAAAAACCGACAAUUUAAUACUCUGUAAAUAGACAUUAAUGUCAUUCAUCAUUAGCGUUUUUACAUAAAUAAAAUAACAAUAUUGCGCAAUCAUAAAUAUUGUGUUAUAGUCUAGUUUAUUUCCAUUUUAAAACUCAAGACUAAUUCCAAACUUUUCAAGACUAGUUUUUUCAACAAUUUGUGAUGUGUCAAUACCAAAAUGUAUAGGUUCUCAAUUCUUGAGACUAUUAAAAAUUUGUAUAGUUUUACAAAAUUUUCAAAAUAAUUUGGUUAUACUACACCAACUCCUGUCUUUAUGUCAUAAAGUUAUUAAGAUAAUGGGGUUUUAACAAUUAAAGAAAAAAAUGAAGCUAUGAAAAGUUCUAUCCAGCCAAUGGGUUUUAAAACUCUUCUUAACACAUUAAAUAACUACCAUAUCAAGGGUAAAUGAAGAUCUAACGACGAAAAGAAUAUUUUAUUAUAACUAGAGGUGUGCCAGCCUGAUAUUUUCAUUCAAGCCAAACUAGCGGUAAUCAUCCCAUAGUACCAUACAGCGUAUCAUCUGCAAUCAUGGUAGACUUCUGGGAUUACUGCAACGUAAAUUCACAAAUAUUUCCCACCUGUCAUGUGGACAUCAUCAUCACGCUGGGCGCUAGUGUCAACAAAGUUUUGUUUAUAUUAUUUUAGGGUUAAUUUAUUGAUUUGUGCUUUACUGUUUGGUUAUAUAACUAGGGGACAAGUUAUUGUUUAUGAUUAGAUCGGACUACAGUAUUUGGCUAAACGAGGUUUUAAAUUACUGUAAUAACAAGAAACAAAUUCUAAACAAAACACGACCUCUACAUAAACCGUACAGAACAAUAAAAUCGUCUUCAGCAAAAAACACCAUAUGGAAGGUUUCCAUAAGGAUGAGAAAUCUACUAAGGGAAUAUGUUUUAUCUAUGAUAUAACUAUGGGCCUAUUUAUUUUCUAUCCCAGUUUCAAGAACAUAUAUUAGUAUUAGAUUUACAACAGACAACAACAGCAAAGGUAAAUAUAAUAAUUUGCCGAAACAGUUGAAUAUACAGCAAAAUCCAUUUUAACACACUAGGAUUAAGAAAUAUAAUUUUAAAACAUUUCUAGGUAUUUAGUCUUGUAAAAUAUAUAUUUUUACAUCAGGGGAAAUUAUUUACAAAAAUUUCUGGAACUUGUUUGAAUUAAGCGGACAUUCGUAUUACCCGUGUUCUGCGGGACCGUUCGAGUGUAGUUACAUUUUAAUGUAGGUACUUUCAAUAAUUUAAUUUAAUAUUUAUUAGAAUUAAAAUUCUAAAUAUAAAUUAUCUGUAAUCGGCGAUGAUGUAAAAUAGGUUAAUUUUUUUUAAUUGUCAAACUUUUAUGUCAAUAUUAGUUUACUAUGGUGUUAUGUAAUUUGACUUGAGUGAUUUUCUAGUCGAUAUAUUUACUUGAUUCAUGUGCUUUGUAAACAAUCUCUAGUCCAGUUAUUUUGUUGUACUUAAUAAAGUGAAAGUAAACCAUGUUCAAAUUAAUUUAUUUUAAA